Messenger RNA from Penaeus monodon (black tiger shrimp), 1822 nucleotides. RefSeq names its product retinol dehydrogenase 12-like. NCBI's taxonomy places the organism in Eukaryota, Metazoa, Arthropoda, Malacostraca, Decapoda, Penaeidae. The transcript has 10 exons. The record is from RefSeq and is a predicted model, not a curated record. Bases 224 to 1099 code for a protein of 291 amino acids.
GCAACUUUAACCUCGCGCUGUACAUUACGCGCUCCUCCAGUCGCUCACUUCAGUGUGUUUGUCGCUCGAGGUGUGAAACAGAAGACCGAGAAUUCUCAAGGAAAAUGGGCCUGUCCGUACUCCUGUGGUGGCUGGGUGGCGUGGCUGUGUGCUCGCCGUGCUUAUCGUGGGCUUCGGGAUCGUGUACCGGCGGAUCGCUGGGGUGUCCGCGUCCAAGACCAGCAUGAAGGGCAAGACGGUUAUCAUCACUGGGGCGUCUGCAGGAAUAGGCAUGGAGGCGGCCAGGGACAUGGCUAGGCGCGGCGCGAGGGUCAUCCUUGCCUGCAGGAACUUGACGAAGGCGGCCGGAGUGGCAGCCGACAUACAGACAAGCACGGGAAACAGCGACGUGGUUGUGCGUGAGUUGGACACCUCCUCCCUCGCCUCCGUCAGAGCCUUCGCUGCUAAUAUCCUUGCCACGGAGUCCAGACUCGACGUCCUCGUCCUAAACGCUGGCAUCGGAGGACUGGACGAGAGAAGGCUGACUUCGGAAGGACUCGAGAUGACGAUGGCCACCAACCAUUUCGGACACUUCCUUCUCGGCAAUUUGCUCCUCGGGUUGCUGAAGAAGUGUUCUCCCAGCAGAAUAGUCAUUACUUCCUCCGAUUCUCACGGUCAUAUCUCGGGCUUCGAUCCCAAGAAUCUGAACUUCGAAAAGGGAGAGUUCGGACCCUAUCGUUCCUACUGCCAGUCGAAGCUCUGCAACGUGUUAUACGCUCGUCACCUGUCGCACCUGUUGGCUGACACAGGUGUCGUGGCCAAUUCUCACUGCCCGGGUCUCGUGGCCACGGAGAUCUUCCAGAAAUCAGGAGGAUUCUUGGUCGGCAAACUCUUCCGAUUCUUGGCUCUGUUCAUGUCGAAGACGGUUGAACAAGGCGCGCAGACGAUCAUACAUCUGGCAACGGCUCCGGAAACGGCGACCAUAAGCGGGAAGUUCUUCAUGGACUGCAAGGUAUCCCAGGUGGAAUCUUCUUACGGGAGAGAUAAUGCCCUGGCCAAGAUUGUCUGGGAAGAGAGUGAGCAGAUAGUAGGCCUAAAACCCGAAGAAAAACAUUACUGAAUGGGCCUAUGAUGGUACCCAUAGGCCUGGUGGGAAAUGGUCGACUUUCUAACUCGUUCAGUGUCAGUGUAAUGUAUGUAAUUACUAUGUUUCUAUUUUGUAUGAUUGUAUGGUAAUUUUUAUUCUGUUAGUGGAUACUAGACCAGAGACAUUUUUUUUAUAAUAUUGAAAGUUAGAUUAAGAUUAAGGUUAACUGGAAAUGUAAUUAACUUUUAGAAUACAUUUACAGUUAAUGUGAAAAAAAUCUGUCAAAAAUGAUGAUUAAAGGAAAACUCGACUACAAAAAAAACGAAUAGGUUUAGAACAGAAAUACAUUGAUAAUGUGUGAAUAACAAUGAAAUGAAACUCACAUUAAGUGGAAUAAUCAGUCCCAACGUUUCGAAUCAGAUAGACAUCCUCAUCAGAUAGACUAAAAAGAAUCGUUUUAUCGCCCGAUGAGGAGUAUAGUCUUACUCGAAACGUCAGUAAUUCUUGUUCCCUUUUAUUAUAAUUGUUUUAUUUCACUUUAUAUAUGAUUAGGUUUCGGUAAGGAAUUAAUAGCCAUUACCGCAAGCUUAUAAUUCCCAAUGGAUCAAAUAAGAUUUUAGAAAUGAUGUUUGUAUUGCUGGCUAACAAUAAUAUUCACUAAAAACAUGAAUAGGUAGUUUUAUGUUCGAUUUUGAAAUACAUUGUAAUUUCUUAAUAUUGUAUAAUAUUAACCACACAUAAAUAUUUCCCCGUCUC